GACAAAGGGCUUCUUUCUUUACUUUGCGAUACCACUCGUUGCAGACCAUUUUCACGAUGUCCCACCACCCUACCGCCAAGGAAGUCGACCGAACCUACCAUCCCAAGGGCUAUGGCAUGUCUCCCUCCCUCGCGCGUGCCAGGAAGCCGUUUAUCUUGACCAAUGUCCUUAUCGGAGGAACUAUUGUUGCAUUUGCCUUGGGUGUCUAUGCCUACUCUAUCUCUGCAGUGCAGCAGGAUGAUUUUUCUGAUGUCGAGGAUUUGCUGCCUCCUAUUGAGGAGCGAAAAAAGAUCCGAUCUAUUGAAGACGAGGCUAGAGAACAAAAGGCCUUCCAGUCGGUCGCGUCUGUACUUCCUACCAACCGCAAUUUGCCCCUUGCUACUUCCACCCCUGCUUCGCCGUCUAAAGCUAUUCCCGAGGCGCCUCUCGCGGAAACGGCCGCCGCGGCUCCAAAGACUUCCAGUAGCUGGGUACCUAUCAAGAGGCUCGGAGAUGUCGAAUGGAUUAAAAAGAGGGGAUGGGUCGACGGUAAAGGAAAUGUGCUUGUCUGGGGAGCGCCUGACGUGGACCGGAUAGGAAGAGUGGGUGACGCUGUCAGUUCCAAGAAGCUGGUCUAGGACAUCAUGGGAAGUGCAUAAAGUGCAUAUAAACAUUUUACAACACAUAACAUGUAUGAUACGUACACACCCC
Cryptococcus deneoformans JEC21 is the source of this 690-nucleotide messenger RNA. Its product is annotated as mitochondrion protein, putative. NCBI's taxonomy places the organism in Eukaryota, Fungi, Basidiomycota, Tremellomycetes, Tremellales, Cryptococcaceae. Bases 57 to 617 code for a protein of 186 amino acids. Gene Ontology annotation, biological process: mitochondrial respiratory chain complex IV assembly. The record is from RefSeq and is a predicted model, not a curated record. Gene Ontology annotation, cellular component: mitochondrial inner membrane. The transcript is spliced from 3 exons.